This is a messenger RNA of Polyodon spathula (Mississippi paddlefish), 3041 nucleotides long. It is a transcript of the gene rcbtb1, whose product is annotated as regulator of chromosome condensation (RCC1) and BTB (POZ) domain containing protein 1. NCBI's taxonomy places the organism in Eukaryota, Metazoa, Chordata, Actinopteri, Acipenseriformes, Polyodontidae. The transcript is spliced from 12 exons. The record is from RefSeq and is a predicted model, not a curated record. Gene Ontology annotation, molecular function: protein binding. The coding region runs from base 235 to 1833 and encodes 532 amino acids.
GCACGUUCCCUGGUAGAUUACUCUGCCCUGACUAUAUCAUGACAUCCUUUAUCCUCGUUUCAUUUCCUGGCUCAGAAUAACAAUACGGGUUUGUGUUUCAGUACCACAGCACUGGGACUUCUGCUGGUGCGCCAGUCUGGCCUAUACGGCGAAGCUAUCAAGAGACAAUUAAUAUAUAGGUGUAGCAGCAAUGCAAUCUGCCCCCCUCAUCUGUGUUGUCUAAGAAGUGAAGCCAUGGUAGAUGUGGGAAAGUGGCCACUAUUCACUCUGCUGUCAUCUCAAGAAAUUGCUUCAAUCCGGCAAGCGUGCGUGUUUGGCACCUCCGCAAAUGAAGCCAUAUACAUAACACAUAGCGAUGAGGUUUUUGUUUUUGGUCUAAACUGCAGUAACUGCCUGGGGACAGGUGACAACCAAAGCACGAUUGUGCCAAAGAAACUGGAAGUGCUGUGUGGGAAAAAGAUUGUCAGCCUGAGCUAUGGCAGCGGGCCACAUGUUCUACUUGCAACUGAAGGUGGAGAGAUGUAUGCCUGGGGGCACAAUGGCUACAGCCAGCUGGGCAAUGGAGGUGCAAACCAGGGCAUCUCUCCUGCACAGGUGACUUCCAACCUGACACAGAAGAAGGUGACAGAAGUGGCCUGUGGCUCACACCAUUCCAUGGCCUUGACAUCGGAUGGAGAAGUCUAUGCCUGGGGAUACAACAACUGUGGCCAAGUUGGAUCAGGAUCUACAGCCAAUCAGCCAACACCUCGCAAAGUGUCUAACUUGCUUCAGAACAAAGUGGUUGUUAGUAUUACCUGUGGGCAGACGUCCUCCAUGGCAGUGUUAGAUAACGGAGAGGUAUAUGGCUGGGGGUACAAUGGGAAUGGGCAGCUGGGUCUGGGCAACAAUGGGAACCAGCUUACCCCUUGCAGGCUUUCAGCAUUGCAGGGGAUGUGUGUGCUUCAGAUUGUAUCUGGCUACGCGCACUCACUAGCACUAACAGACGAGGGCUUGCUGUAUGCCUGGGGAGCUAACACUUACGGGCAGCUGGGCACAGGCAAUAAGAGUAACCAGCUCAGCCCUGUGCAGAUCAUGAUGGAGAAGGAAAGUAGGAUUGUGGAGAUUGCAGCCUGCCAUUCAACUCACACUUCAGCUGCAAAGACACAGAGUGGCCAAGUGUUCAUGUGGGGGCAGUGCCGAGGCCAGUCCAUCAUCCUGCCACACCUCACACACUUCUCCUGCACCGAUGAUGUCUUCACUUGCUUUGCUACCCCGGCCGUCAUGUGGCGUAUGCUCUCCGUAGAGCACGACGACUUUCUGACAGUAGCUCAGUCUUUGAAGAAGGAGUUUGACAGCCCUGAAACCUCAGACUUAAAGUUCUGUGUGGAUGGGAAAUCUAUUCACGUUCACAAAGCAGUGUUGAAAAUAAGAUGUGAACAUUUCCGUUCAAUGUUUCAGUCACACUGGAACGAAGAUCUGAAAGAAGUGAUUGAGAUUGAUCAGUUUUCGUUCCCAGUGUACCGCGCCUUCCUGGAAUACCUGUACACUGACAAUGUAGACCUGCCUCCAGAAGACGCAAUAGGGCUGCUGGACUUGGCAACAUCCUACUGUGAGAACAGGCUAAAGAAACUCUGUCAGCACAUCAUCAAGAGAGGAAUCACAGUGGAAAAUGCUUUUUCCCUGCUGUCUGCAGCAGUCAGAUACGAUGCUGAGGAUUUAGAAGAGUUCUGCUUCAAGUUUUGUGUGAACCACUUGACAGAAGUCACUCAGACUGCAGGCUUCUGGCAGAUUGAUGGCUCUUUGCUGAAGGAGUUCAUUUCAAAAGCCAGCAAAUGUGGAGCCUUUAAAAACUGAAACUGUCUGCUCUCUAAGACAUUACCACAGCAAAACUCUAACAAUGAGAUUCUAGGUCAGCAGGUUGCAAAGCCAGUGAUGACCUUUGGCUACCCAUAAAUCAAGCUUCAACCACCACCCCUGCUGGCAACCCACAAAACAGCUUUUUUCUUUGCAGAAGUUUCUUAUUUUCGUAGGGUGGAAUGGGGGGUAUAAUAUUGCAUUGAUAUACUGCAUCUAUAUCUAACUUGAAUAGUUCUUGUUUUAUUGUUACAGGAUAGCAGAAAGCUUAUUUAUUUUCAAUAUUUGUAUUAACCCCAGUAUAUAAUAAUUUGCACAGGUAGAUGCACCUUUUAAUUAUUCCUUAUUGACAAUGUAGGUAACAUUUCUAAUGAUGCAUAUCAUGAUGAAACAAAUUAAAACACUUGCGCUUAUUUGAAGGAUUACAAGUUUUCAGCCAUGUCUGCCUGCAUUUGCUUUUAAUAUCAUAUCCACCCAUGCUGUGGCCACAGUGCAAAUUUCAGUACUGGCACAUAAGGAACAAUGUUGAAGCACAGAUAAGGUUAAUUACUAUGAAUAUUAUCAAAGUGCGAUACAAUGCUGCCACAAUGAGCCAAGGUCAAACACACCGCUUGAUACAGUAGCUGGUCAUAGUUAAAUAACCAUGUAAUUUGCAAGUAUGGAAUGCACAGUAUGCCCUAGGGUGGUGUCUUGUUUUGCAUCAUUGAGUUCCACGUGGCUUGUUCAGUAGCAGUACCAAAAUUCUGCAAGCUGCGUCUGAUAGCCACAGUCAACUGACAUUAUGCCUGCCCUAUAUGCAUAAACAAUGGCCAGGUUCUUUUUUGGAAAAUGGUUCAGUGACCAGGAUUGAGCUUAAAAUGUGGUUGUGUAUGGCAUUAACAGUUACAGUAGCACGUGAACCAACACUGGUUUAGAACGAUUUCAUUAAUAUCAAUGUUAUGAUUGGUUGAAGAUAGUCCUGUAUACACCUGACCUGCUCUCUGAGAUGUUUAUGGCAUUUGUUGAGUAUUUUAGAAAUAUUGAGGAGUUGUUUCAAAGGCAGGUGAUUAAACUCCAAAUUCUUAAUCUUCUAAUUCUGGUAUGUAUUUGUUCCAUACUAACCAAAUUGAAUUUUUUCUGUAUCUAAGAAAAUGGACAGGAACAGCCAUAUCUGUGCUAUGUUAUCUGACAGAGUUUGCAUUCUUAAAUAAAGUUUUCAUUGUACAAUA